AUGGACAUAGCAAGGUUUUGGACAUAUAAAAAUGAAUUCAUAACCUAUUCCAAAACUGUUAACAGCAAUCGUGUAGAAACUAAAGUUGUAAAAGUAAUGAUAAAUAUAGGUCAUUUAUUUGAAAGGGUCACUCGUGAGAAAAGUGAAGCUUGGGAAUUUAUUAAUCUGGAUUAUGCUUUGUGA
This is a messenger RNA of Funneliformis mosseae, 183 nucleotides long. The record is from the annotation of a GenBank genome assembly. NCBI's taxonomy places the organism in Eukaryota, Fungi, Glomeromycota, Glomeromycetes, Glomerales, Glomeraceae.